Molecule: messenger RNA, 693 nt
Organism: Lachancea mirantina
Lineage: Eukaryota; Fungi; Ascomycota; Saccharomycetes; Saccharomycetales; Saccharomycetaceae
Source: the annotation of a GenBank genome assembly
AUGUGCGAUGAUACGACCAAACUAAACAAGUCCAAACUCGGAACCAAACAAUACUGGGAUCAAUUUUAUGAGCUUGAGAAGAAAAACUUUGAGGAGAACCCAGAGGAUACGGGAGAGUGUUGGUUCGCGGACAACGAUGCCGAAGCAAAUAUGGUAGAAUUUCUGAUGGAAAAUGUGGGACAACACCGAAUUUCACAGAAUUGCUCCAUUUUGGAUUUAGGUACUGGAAAUGGCCAUCUUUUGUUCCAAAUUUUCGAAGAAGGCUUCCAGGGCAAGCUCGUUGGGGUCGAUUACUCCGAACAUUCAGUUCAGUUUGCCAACGAAAUCUUGAAAAAUAAAUAUAACGGAGACACUCACUUGUCAUUUCACACUGCUGAUAUUUUUGAUCAUAGCUGGGCUCCGGGACAAUUCGAUGUAGUGCUAGACAAAGGGACCCUGGAUGCCAUUGCGUUGAGUGGGUUAGCACUCGAAGGUGGUAAAACUGUAGUCGAAGCAUACUCUAGUGUGAUCGAAAGCUUGUUGCCACCGAAUGGCGUAUUUUUGAUAACUUCCUGCAAUUUUACACAAGAUGAAUUGAUAAAAAUCAUUGAAAGCGAUAAUUUGAAGGUUUGGAACACAAUUGAGUAUCCUGUGUUCGAAUUUGGCGGCGUGAAGGGCACAACCAUCUGCAGCGUAGCGUUCAAGAUGCAAUGA